Molecule: messenger RNA, 507 nt
Organism: Fusarium mangiferae
Lineage: Eukaryota; Fungi; Ascomycota; Sordariomycetes; Hypocreales; Nectriaceae
Exons: 1
Coding region: 1-507 (168 amino acids)
Source: RefSeq, a predicted model, not a curated record
AUGGACCCCCCUCGAAUACCGCCCGUGAACGUCGAAAUCGAUGAACUAAAUUGGUUCGACAUCCAGCGCAAAAUUUAUAUCCUCAAUGCCCAAGUCAAUUUCUUGAGAGGCAUGCUGCGGGACAAAGAGGAGAUUUUGCAACGCAACAGCCCUAGGAAAACCGAGAGGGCCAUGCAAGCGUUUGCCUUAACUCGACGCCCAGAAGACGAUAUUUUACAGGCCAAGUCAAGGGUCAGGUUUCUCAUGAUGGCCUUGGUCGGACCGGGAGACUUUGACCGGCCAAGAAUGCAAGAAUUGUUGGCCAUUGCUGAGCGGCAUCUAGACCUACUGCACGAGGAAGGACAUGCCUACAACGAGAUGAUGAACCGAUAUUUGAUUCAAAUGGAAAUGGAUCAGAUGUUACAUGAUGAGAUAAGGCAUCAAGCUAACGUGCUGCGAGGUUAUAUCACCCAAUUGGUGGGGGAGGUGCAGAGACUCCAACGGACAAGGCUGGCCAUCGCUGCUUGA